Linum tenue is the source of this 1119-nucleotide messenger RNA. The record is from the annotation of a GenBank genome assembly. NCBI's taxonomy places the organism in Eukaryota, Viridiplantae, Streptophyta, Magnoliopsida, Malpighiales, Linaceae.
AUGAACAACAUCAGGCCUGAACUUCUUGAAGACUUCGGACCUUGGAUGAUGGUGUCUCGACCAACACGAAGACCAAUUCAGAAGAGUAAGAAGGCCGAGCAAGCUUCUUCUGUGAAGACUAGGGGCAACCAGAAAGAGACACAGAGGGAAGGGUCCAGAUUCAGUGUCCUUAACGGAGCGAUGGAGGAAAGGCAGGAAUCGGAAAAGGGACAACAGAAACAUCAACAGAGCAAGGAGAACGUGGUGGAGAAAGUACCAGAGAAUUUGAGUGGGGAAAAUGCUACAAGUAAAAAGGAAAGAUCUACCAAGGAAAAUGAGGAGGACAAGACCAAGAACACAACAGAGAAAACCAUGAAGACCAAAACUCAGGGCAAGAAGGAAAACCAGAAGACUCCGGGGGUUAACCAAAAGCAGAAGACUAAGCCUGCAACUGUUCCCCUGGUGACGAAGCCUAAACCCAAGAUGAAUGAGCAAAGUCAAAGUGCGAGUAGAAGCUCACCAACUGUUAAGGGGGAAAGGGCUAAUGCCAAAGGAAAGGAGAUAAUGGGGAUCAAGAACCAGGGGCACAAACCACACUACCUCAAAGGUACCCCAACCCCUAAGCCUGACCUGGGUGAGGAUACUAUGAUUUGGGGCAUCGAACCUGAUGGGCGAUUUUGUCUCAAAUCCGCGUAUUAUCUGAUUUGGAAACAGAGAAAUGAAGAAGCAAUGGAGGAGAAAGCUUUCAACAAGCAGAGCCUCCUGCACAGGAUUCUUGCUUAUUUUAAAAUUGUUCGACAAUCACAAGUCCUAAACAAUAAGAUUUGCAGUGAGGAGCCCAUUAGGAAGGAGACUCAGAGUCUGGGAUGGACUCCCCCACAGGAGGGAUGGGUGAAGAUCAACACUGACGGGUCUGUGUUUGCAGAAGACAAAGCUGCAGCAGGAGGCCUCAUCAGAGAUCCAUUAGGUCGUUGCCUUGAGGCCUUUGCAAUCAACCUGGGUUCCUGUUCAAUCACGGGAGCAGAAUUAAAAGCAGUGGAAGCGGGGCUCUCUGCAGCAUGGAGAAGGGGAUUCCGGCGUGUUAUCCUCUGCCUGGAUUCUACUACGGCAAUCAACAUCAUUCAAAAUGUGAAGGACUGA